Messenger RNA from Vigna radiata var. radiata (mung bean), 891 nucleotides. RefSeq lists its product as uncharacterized. The coding region runs from base 1 to 555 and encodes 184 amino acids. The record is from RefSeq and is a predicted model, not a curated record. The transcript has 8 exons. NCBI's taxonomy places the organism in Eukaryota, Viridiplantae, Streptophyta, Magnoliopsida, Fabales, Fabaceae.
AUGGGAGAUUUUCAGUCAAGGAAGUCUACACAAAAGAGGCAGAAGCAAUACUUUGAACAAAGAAAGCGUAAGCAACAAAAUUUGCAUAUGAUGGGAUCAGAUAACUGUUAUGAUAGUCCAGGAAUAAGUGGACAAAGCCUCAAGGAACAUCGGUCUCUGGACAUUCUUAAUUUGCUUAACUUGUCAACAAAAGCUCAGCAGUGCAAUCCAUUUUGUCCGGAGGAUUCGAAGAGGCAAGGGCACCUUUGUGCCGCCAGACUGAAACAUCACGGAAGAGUUCUUCCGAUCACCACAAUACUGCCUUUAAUGGAUUCCCGAAUCAAUGGAAGACAGUAUCCGAUCAAUACUCGGAAUUUUCUGUUAUUGAUUUGGUGUGUGAUGAUGAACCUAAUGCCACUGCAGAAAAGUGUCCGACCUGCGAAGAUCAUGUUUCUUUUUCACUUGAAGGCCUGGGUAAAGUUGGGACAGAGACGCCAGUUCAUUCGCCAGAGCAACGUGCUAGAAUCCCAUAUAGUUAUUCUCCAUUGCAGAAGGAUGGAAGUAGAUCAAAAUUGAAGAAAGUUAACCGUGAGCUGGCUGACAUUGAACUUGAAGUGGUGAAGCAAAAAAUCAUCUUUACGCACACUGCACACUUGCAUAAUCCUAUCUGCAUUUUCUGUAGCUAUAUGUUCCUUGUCAAUCAUUAAUGAUACCUGAACUGAUAUAAGUCUUCUACUUUUUGUUUUAUCAUGAAAAAUCAACGAGUUCUUGUUUUAUUAAAGUACUUUCAUAAUUAUAUCUCAUUUUAUUUUAUUCCUCUUCCAUGGAAUAAAAAUUCAGUCUGCAAUUGAUGAUCAUUAAUUGGCAGGGUACAAUGACGUAAUUGUAUAACAUUGUGUUCGUAAAGUUAUU